Molecule: messenger RNA, 387 nt
Organism: Cotesia congregata
Lineage: Eukaryota; Metazoa; Arthropoda; Insecta; Hymenoptera; Braconidae
Source: the annotation of a GenBank genome assembly
AUGAGUACCAAAACAACUAGUGGAGGAGAAAUAGAUCCUGUACAAGAGGAAUUAGUUGGUCGAAUUCGCGAAGUCGGGAACCAAGCAAUUUGGAGUCUUAUAAGUGUCAGAGCUGGGACUAACUUCAAUGACUUACAAGAAGUUGAAAUAAUGGACUUGAAUGAACCUAGCGGAUGGGUUGUUAUACCAAUUAAAGAUAUUAAUGAUCGUCCAAUCCGAACUUUUAUGAUUCAAAUCGCAGUUAUCAGUAAUCAUCAAAACGGAAGAGAUACUCAUAUGAGACAAAUUAAAAUUCAUAGUCCAGCUCAAGAUAUACUGAGAACUUCUUUGUAUUUUCCUGAAAAAUUUGUUACCAAUGAGUUUAAAUACUUUUCAGUAAUUAGAUGA